UGCCUGCGAGAAGUCUUGCUAUGAACCCCAAGUGGUGUCUGAGUGUUAUUCUGUCUGUGAUCUGCUGCCAAGCAGAAGGGGUUCAUCAGCUGCCACAGCCACUAAAUGUAUGGGUCGAAUGGGCCUAUACGACAGGACAAAAGGAUUUUUGCCUUAGCUUGCAAACGGCAAGUUCCCCCUUUCACACAUGCCUCAUUGGUUACCCCGAUAUAAGACACUUACGAUGGGAGGAAUUUGGAGGAAAAAGGUCAUGUUUCAGGAAGGUUACCAAAACCUUCAUGGGCACAGAGAAACAGGAGGUAGAGGAUCAGGCUGAAAUAACACAGUGCUUGCUUAACACUCUCAACAUUUCUCUUCCCGGGGACCCACAGGAGCUAGAUAUAUUAGGAUCUCGGGGAAUCGGGAACGAAACAUGGACCUUGGCUAGAAACUGGACAUAUCCUACCGCAUGCAUAUCCUUUGGGGUUCUAAGUUUUAGGAGGUGGCCUACACUAGCCCGUGGAUUUACAUCUGUUAGCCCUUACGACCCUGCGUACAAGCAAUGGGAAAGCUACUGUGGAUUCUCUGCUCCCAUGAUAUAUGGAGGAUACGGUAACAGCACUGCAGGCUGUGUCUAUAAAGAUGCGGCUUGGUAUAGCAGCAGGGGCAUAUACAAUGUAGAGUGGUUUGAUUAUAAUACCACCUAUGCCUUCACGCUUCCAAAUGGGGAGCGGAGAACAUCACCCCCCUGUAACCACCCUCGAACCGGAACGGGAGCAGGUGGUUGUUGUUUCGGUUCAAUACCACAUGAUCCCAAGAAAGUUCAGGGGAACGGCGACACAGCCAAGGCACUGCCGCCGGGAUUGUUCCUCAUCUGUGGGGACAGAGCCUGGCAAGGUAUUCCUUUAAGGCCCCUAGGCGGUCCUUGCUAUAUAGGCAGGUUGUCGGUUCUUACCCUCAACCAAACCAAAUUAAGGGAGAUAAAAGGUCAGAAAUGCUUAGAAGCACGAAGGGGGCGGCGCUCGCUACAAACAUUAGAUCCAGACUGUGGCGACUACGUGCGACUCUGGGGACUGACCGCACGUAUUUUCUGAUCCAUACUACCAUUCUUUGGUACCGCGCACGCGUUAAAAGAAAUUGAACGCCUGUCGUGCUGGGCGGUAAAACAAGCCAACAAGACGUCGGAUCUUCUAACGGAAUUGGUCGCGGAUAUCGACGGAAUAAGACGCGCUGUGACUCAGAAUAGAGCGGCCAUAGACUUUCUGCUUUUGGCCCACGGGCAUGGUUGUCAAGACUUCGAUGGGAUGUGUUGUUUCAAUUUAAGCGACCACUCACAGUCUAUCCAUGAGAAACUGCAAUGGCUGAAACAACACACCGAGAAGAUUAUGAUGCAAACUGACCCAUUCUCGGAUUGGUUAUAUAACCUCUUCGGCGGUUGGAGUUCGUGGAUAACACCCAUAGUUAAAGGGCUUUUUACGAUAGUUAUAAUCAUAUUGUUAAUGCUAAUGAUAGUUCCCUGCUUCAUCCGCUGUAUACAAGGAGGCAUUGAGAAGAUGCUAGAUAAUGCCUUCACCCAACGGAUGGAAUUCCGCCGGGUUCAAAGGGGAUUAUAAACCCAUAUCAUAUAACCACAUUGUAACGGGGCAAGGCUUUCGGCAUGGGGAAACGCUUGCGAUCGCGCUGUAACGGGACGCGCCUUUAGCAUGGGGAGGGGGAAAUGUUGUAUUAGGCGAGCUAUGGCAUGGCGGGUGUAACGUGAUAGGACCCCUCCCCUGUACCUCUGGUGUGAAGAUACGUGACAUAAGGCCAACUGGAGUUUGAUUACACCACGGUGGUAGGCGGGGACGCGGGACCUAUAAAAGCGAAAUUACACGACUAAUAAACGCCAUUUGCCUCACA
Meleagris gallopavo (turkey) is the source of this 1878-nucleotide messenger RNA. Lineage: Eukaryota; Metazoa; Chordata; Aves; Galliformes; Phasianidae. The record is from RefSeq and is a predicted model, not a curated record.